GCUAAUGAAGUCACAGAAGACAGAGGGGCUGCAAAUGAUCCAAGACAGAAUAAUGAAAACUAAAGAUAUCCAACACUCGAUAAAGCUGAGAAAAAAGAACACCGAAAAAGAGAAAGCGGACUGUGUUGAGCUGUUCUCGGAUCUGAUCCGCUCGCUCCCUUGGAGCUGUCAGUCUGAGCUGCUGGAGGUGAUGGAGCAGAAGCAGAAAGCAGAAGAGAAACAGGCUGAAGAGCUCAUUAAAGAGCUGGAGUAGGAGAUCACGAGGCUGAAGAGAAGAAACACUGAGUUGGAGCAGCUCUCACACACUGAAGAUCACCUGCACCUCCUACAGAUUUAUCCAUCCCUGUGCAGCCCGUUAGACACCAAGAUCUGGACUGGGAUCAGUAUUAACACUUGCGAGAGUGUGGAGACUUUGAGGAGUGCUCUGGCUCAGCUGCAGGACACUCUAGUUAAGAAACUCAGUCAAACUUUGAUGAAGAGGAUUCAGCAGUAUGCAGUGGAUGUGACUCUGGAUCCUAAUAAAGCACACCCUGAAAUGACUCUAUCUGAAGAUGGAAAACAAGUGCGACUUGGAAACAUAAUGCAUGACUAUCCACACAAUUACAAGAGGUUUGAUAAAUGUAUUGUGCUGGGAAAGGAGGGUUUUUCCUCUGGGAGGUUUUAUUUUGAGGUACAGGGAAUAACACAGUGGUGUUUAGGUGGCAAGUCAAUCCAUAGGAAGUGGGAUCUGUACCCGUGUCCUGGGAAUGGAAAUUGGUGUUUGUGGCAAAGUAAUGGAAACAUGUAUAAAGCGGGUGACUCUUCCCCUGUGUCUCUCUCCCUGAAUAAGAAGCCCCAGAAGGUGGGUGUGUUUGUGGAUUAUGAGGAGGGUCUGGUCUCAUUUGAUGAUGUGGAGGCCAGGUCUCAUAUCUACUCUUUCACCGAUCAGUCUUUUACUGAGAAACUCUAUCCAUAUUUAAGCCAUUGGUCUAAUGAUAAAGGUACACAUUCAGCAUUACUGAUCAUCUCACCUGUCAGUUACAAAAAAUAAACAAACCUAAAAUAAGAGGUCUUAGAUGAAGAUGAUUUAAAAUAUAUAUAUAUAUAAAUAAUCAUGAAUCUGAAUCAAGAAAUAUGUAUAUGCUUUUGCUUAGAGAUUUUGAUUAUGAACUGUACAAAUAUACAUAAUGCAGUAAUGGUAAAUGCUUUUCAUUUUUGUGUAAAAUUAUUUUAUGCUUGUCAAACUGUAAUGAUGCGAUGAUGACCUGUAUGUAAUCAUACCUUUUCAAUUAGUGCCUGGAAUAAUAAAAUA
Messenger RNA from Pimephales promelas (fathead minnow), 1291 nucleotides. Lineage: Eukaryota; Metazoa; Chordata; Actinopteri; Cypriniformes; Leuciscidae. The record is from RefSeq and is a predicted model, not a curated record.